Molecule: messenger RNA, 3336 nt
Organism: Anneissia japonica
Lineage: Eukaryota; Metazoa; Echinodermata; Crinoidea; Comatulida; Comatulidae
Product: sodium- and chloride-dependent GABA transporter 1-like
Exons: 11
Coding region: 169-2187 (672 amino acids)
Biological process (GO): sodium ion transmembrane transport
Cellular component (GO): membrane
Source: RefSeq, a predicted model, not a curated record
GUACACCCGGUGAUAAUUCCGCUUGAGUUUAUUCAGACUCGUACUUUGGCUUAUUCUAUAAGCAGCACUAUUUUAUCCUACGUUCUAUGAUAUCCGAAUAUCUUUAUUACAUUUUUGGAUCUUUUUUUCUAUUUGUAUAUUAAUAUUUUCAAUUAAACUGUUGCCAACAUGGCUUCGAUAUUGCCAGUAAACGCGCAGGAGGCAUUUGGUAGCAGAGAGAAUGAUGAAAAAACUGUCACACAACAGGCAGAUGUUGCAAUGGAUGAUACAUCCAAGGAUAAAUACGAAUACGAGGACGAUGAUCAUGAAGAUGGCGAAGAAGAAAGAGAAGGGUGGGGCAGUAAACUUGAUUUUAUUAUGACUUGUAUUGGUUAUGCCGUUGGUCUUGGUAAUGUCUGGCGCUUUCCAUAUCUUGUCUACAAAAACGGUGGAGGUGCGUUCCUCAUCCCAUAUUUCAUUUCUUUAGUUGUUUGCGGAGUUCCGCUUUUUAUGAUGGAGAUAACUAUGGGUCAACUUCUAACAACCGGUGGUAUCGGUGCUUGGGAUGUUUUUCCUGUAUUAAAGGGUGUGGGGUUUGCUGCCAUCUCCAUUUCAGCAAUAUUGAAUAUAUACUACAUUGUUAUUGUAUCGUGGUCGCUGUUCUACCUGUUCGCCUCCUUUCAGAGUGAACUGCCGUGGGGAACAUGUAGUAACAGUUGGAACGAUAUAUAUUGUAAUGAUGUAGCCCUACAGAAUGGUACACGUGGAACUGGGUACUUUAAGGCAAUAAAUGGAUCACUUUAUCCAGUCAGUGUCGGAGAAUCACCUGCACAGCAGUACUGGGAAAAACGAGUUUUGCAGAUCUCUCCUGGAAUCGAUGAUAUAGGUAGUCUCCAAUGGGAACUUGUCGGAUGUCUCGCCCUAGCUUGGGUUCUCACCUAUGCCUGCCUCUGGAAGGGAGUUGCUCAGACUGGAAAAAUUAUGUGGUUUACAGCCUUGAUUCCGUAUGGUAUCCUGACAGCACUUCUGAUCCGUGGACUGACUCUAGAGGGGCAUCAGGACGGUAUCGAAUACUACAUUACACCAGACUGGGAACGUCUGACCACUCCAACUGUUUGGAUCGACGCAGCUACGCAGAUCUUCUUCUCAUACGGGAUAGGAAUUGGGUCUUUGAUUGCACUUGGUAGCUACAAUCCAUACCGUAAUAACAGUCUAAUUGAUACAAUUGUGGUGGGAGUAGUUAAUGCUGGGACUAGUCUGUUUGCCGGAUUUGUUAUUUUCUCAAUUCUCGGUUUCAUGGCAAAUGAACUCGGAGUUCCUGUUUCUGAAGUAGUUUCAGAAGGUCCUGGCCUCACCUUUAUUGCGUAUCCGACUGCUGUUUACCAAAUGCCACUCGUCCCUCAGCUGUGGUCGGUUAUAUUUUUCCUCAUGUUAAUAAUGCUUGGAUUGGAUAGUCAGUUUUGUGUUGUUGAAGGCUUCGUGACCUCAGUAAUGGACUAUUGGCCGGAGUAUAAAUUAAGAGAAAACAGAACUGUGUUCUUGAUGGUAGUUUGUAUUAUAGAUUUUCUUCUUGGACUCGUCUGUGUUACCGAGGGUGGAAUGUAUUUCUUCGAGCUGAUGAAUUCUUAUGGUGUAAGCGGGAUGUGCUUGUUAUGGGUAGCGAUGUGGGAAAGUGUAGCAAUUUCAUACGGACUUGGGAUAAAGAAAUACUUCUCCGCCGUCUGUACCAUGCUAGGAUUCUCUCCUGGAAUUUUCUGGCCCUUCUGCUGGUCUGUUACGGCUCCACUUGCUAGUUUGGGUAUAUUUAUUUUUGCUCUUGUCGACUACCAACACGCUACAUACGGUGAAAACUAUUACUACCCUGUGUGGGGAGAGAUAUUAGGCUGGUUCAUGGCGCUGGCGUCAAUGCAAUGGAUCAUCUCAUAUGCCGUAUAUUUAUUUCUCACAACCAGAGGAUCUUUUUCCGAGCGCUGGGCAAUUGUUACGACAAAUAAAUUUAACUUUGAAGAAAGAGAACUCAAAGAAAAAAGAUUAGAGGAACGCGCUAAACGAAAACAUGAAGCUUUGGUGUCUGAAUACCAGAGCAGUAUGAAGAAAGUUUUAAAAGAGGAUGAGUACGAUGAAGUAAAAAAUGAAUCAACAGCUUACGAAAACGUUGCAUUUAAACCAGAUGCAGAGUAUGUAACUAUCAUUGAAGCUAGUAAAUAGAACAUUAUAGUAAUUUUGUGAAUCACACACACACCUACUUAGGUACGACUGCCCUGAUUUUGCAUACACGCAAUGAAACGAAAACAAAAGUACUACCACGAGGUAGGUGGCGCCCAAUUCGAGUUUGAAAUUUGAGCAAUAACGCUGCACGCAUUUGAUACGAGCAUGGAGGAAAACUAAUUCCUCCAUGAUACGAGCGACUUUUACGUUCUUUAGAAGGGCGCCCUCUAGUUUGUAAUAGUACUUUUUGAGAUAGGAUUCCGUUUCAAAGAAACCCCAGCAGUCGGACUUCUUGCUAUUCUAUACUCUUUACUGAACAUUCAUAAAGGCCGUUUUCCACUAGACGAAUUUAUUCGAAAAUUUUCGCCCUAUACGCAUGUCCAGUUUAAUUUUCAUCACGAGAUUUUCAAAUGCCAAUUCGUACGGGUACAAAUUUUCGAUCCGUGCGAAUAAAUUCGCCUAGUGGAAAACGGCCUUUAGACAUGUGUCGAUUCGUUCCAAGAGGCUCUAUAUUUAAGGCGUAUGUAAUGGUUGUGUUGGCUCUUGUAAUUUUAUUUUUUAGUCCACCACAGUGAGUUAAAACGACUCACAUCGUUUUGAGUCAAAAUAGAUUUCUUUUUGUUUUUACUUAGUAUUUGAAUAACACACACACACACACAAGUAUUUGAAUUUACAUUCGAUUGCCUUAACAUGCACGUGCAUGCGUUUUUCGUUGUUAUAUUAAAAAUAUGUAGGCCUAUAUAAAGUGUAAUAAUAGACUACAUAAUAAUAAUCAGCAAUUCAAACAGAAGUAACUCUCAUCCACGAACUGUACUAUGUACACGGAAGCUGUAUGCAAAUAAAUAAUCACUAGUUUCAGAAGUAUAAAUAUGUUUGGUUUUCUGAUAAAUGUGAAUUUUGUAGAAACUGUCAAUAUAACGUUUACCACUUAGUAAAAAGCUAUAAAAUGAUACCUAAGGUAAGUAGAUAAGUAGACUGAAAGCACAAUUUUAACUGUUUUUUUAAGAUGAUUUGAAUUGUAGUAGUAGUAGCCUAUAUUGUAAACGCGUUCACCAAAAUGGUUCACCAACUUAAAAUGUGACACAUAUCAUUCAUUUAUAAACGCAGGAAACAAAAAACAUUAUUAUAACAUUGUUUGGAUGAUUUAAA